AUGAAAGGGUCAAAUGACCCCUCUAGCCCCUAUGUGGAUCCGCCCCUGCAUGCAAGGAUUGAUGUCAAUAAUGGACAAAGCAAUGUGGCAGCAAAUGGCUCAUCUUUUGCACGCCUGAAGCGUGGCAGACCACUAGGCUCAAAGGACUCAGUUCCUCGAAAGAGUGUAUUGUGCCCUCUGGAGCAUUUCAUCAAGCAAUUUAGGGGCAAUUUGCAGGGGUCAACAUCUUCUCCUCUAAUGGUGGAUUCCGGGCUUGCAGGGCAAUGUGGCAGCAAAUGGCUCACUGUUGCACGCCUGAAGUGUGGUAGACCACUAGGCUCAAAGGACUCAGUUCCUCGAAAGAGAGUGCUGUGCCCUUUGGAGCAUUUCAUCAAGCGGUUUAGGGGCAAUUUGCAGGGGUCAACAUCUUCUCCUCUAAUGGUGGAUUCCGUGCUUGCAGGGGUUAAUUAA
Molecule: messenger RNA, 450 nt
Organism: Prunus armeniaca (apricot)
Lineage: Eukaryota; Viridiplantae; Streptophyta; Magnoliopsida; Rosales; Rosaceae
Source: the annotation of a GenBank genome assembly